UGUGACUCGAGACACGCCCCUGUUCGGAAUUUACAGACGCCACUAUAAAAAUCCCUACUAAGGCACCUCCCCUAACUAAAAUCGUUGCUUUGUUGCUGAGUGUUUAGAAGGUACAGAAAUACAAAACAGUUACCCAGUUGCUGUAACGAUGGUGGUUCUCUCCAAAGAGUAUGGCUACGUGGUGCUGACUGGCACGGCCAGCUUCGUCAUGGUGAUGCACCUGGCCGUGAAUGUGGGCAAAGCGCGCAAGAAGUACAACGUGUCGUACCCCAAGAUGUACCUUGAGGACGGUGAGAACAGCAACAUCUUUAACUGCAUUCAGCGAGCGCACCAGAACACGCUCGAGGUCUAUGCUCCUUUCCUGUUCUUCCUGACGAUCGGAGGAAUCCAGCAUCCUCGAGUGGCUAGUUUUCUGGGGAUGACCUGGGUGAUCGGCAGAGAGGUGUAUGCCUACGGGGACUACAGUGGAGAUCCCAAGAAGAGGAUGAGAGGUGCUUUCUCGUCGGUGGCGCUCUUGGGGCUCAUGGGGACUGCUCUGUGCUUCGCGAAGAAUCUCCUGGGCUGGCCGCCGUCUUGCUGUCACUGAGCAGCCAGCCGGUGGGUGUCAGAGCCCUGCGUGCGUGCGUACGUGGGGCAGGGGGGGCGGUUUGCUGACUAGGCUUUUUGAUUAUUGGAGAUCUCCAUGGCAGAUGUUACUCUUCCCUUGCUAAACUUGUCGCAGAGCUGUCUGGUGUGGAUGGACUUGUAACUGUAUGUUUAGUGCCUGGCUCUAGCCAAUUCUGUCUGGUUCAUCUGCCUGCUGUUUUGUCUCAUUGUUUGGCACAUGUGUAGUGGAUUACCCUGAUGUAGUUGAGAUGGCUAGUACAGUAUUGAACCAGUGCACAGAAAGGUCACCCUAUUUUUACUACACCUCUCUAAUCCUGUACUGCACAUGUGCAAAGUGAUGCCAGUCAGACAAAUGCAACAGAUUGUAUGCAAAAGUCACCUCCAAGAUUUACACACUACGAAUAGAAUCCCCAAUCUCAAUUCUCUUACCCUUGACCACCACAAGUGUGUUUUGAAUUAAGUACCCUAAUUGGGCAUGUUGGAGCCCUCCAAUGGGAGGGGGUUGGGUGACAAUGCCAGUGGGGUAGGGCUGACUUUCUUGCUGGAGUUUUAUUGUAUUAAAAUCUAAUUUUAUAAAAUAAAACCUAUGCCUGUUUUAAUAAAGUGGCAUCCUUACUGUU
Acipenser ruthenus (sterlet) is the source of this 1226-nucleotide messenger RNA. RefSeq names its product glutathione S-transferase 3, mitochondrial-like. The coding region runs from base 149 to 586 and encodes 145 amino acids. Gene Ontology annotation, molecular function: glutathione peroxidase activity; glutathione transferase activity. The transcript is spliced from 6 exons. Lineage: Eukaryota; Metazoa; Chordata; Actinopteri; Acipenseriformes; Acipenseridae. Gene Ontology annotation, cellular component: nuclear envelope; membrane; endoplasmic reticulum. The record is from RefSeq and is a predicted model, not a curated record.